GUGGGCACUCGGGGAGGAGUUCGAGGGGGUAGACGGACAUCUUCCCUCCAGGCUGCUCAGGCAGGGCUGGAGGGGAGUGGGCUUCAAUCUCAGCGUCCUCACACUGCUUCUGUCCAGAGUUUUGUGCACCGGUCUCCUACCCCGCCGGCAGCCGCAAGGGAUCGCAGAAGGUCCCCAGGGAAUUCAGGCCGAAGAGCAAACUCUGGUGCUCUGAAGUGUCCGUUGCCCCCUCGCGGGACCUACUGGAUCACCUGGCGGCGCUGCCACUUUCUGUAUCCUGUUCCUUAGGCCUUCUCUUUGUUUAACUGUGUGUGCCCAGGGCUGCCCUUGGGGUCCUUCUCCUUGAGCUGGGACUUGAUUAAGGGACUACAUUUUUUUUUUUUUUUGAAGAAAAAAAUCAGUUAGCUUAAAAGGCACAUUAGGAUCUACUCCUCUAUCACAACUUUAGGCUGCGUCGCCUGCCUCCUUGCCCUUUGUUUAUGCUCUUCCCGUUACCUGGAUUGUCCUUUUUUCCUACUUUUAAGACUCCUACUCUUCAAUAUCGAGGUUUCACCUCUUCUGGGAAACCUUUCUGAGACCGCCACCCAGAAUUGAAUGUGGAUGUCCACGUUUUUACUCUCAAAGCACUCUACCUACCUCCAUUGAAUCCCUGAUCUCACUCUGUCAUUGCUGAUUUACUUGUGUCUUCCCUACUAAAAUGUGAGAGCCUAUGGGAUAGAGGCUAUGACCUAUGUGAUUUUCUAUUGUGGGUGCCUCGAAAGCAGUCACAUUCUACAGUUAAAAAGAAAAGUUCAUAGAUUUUUCUACACUUAUUUAGUAAGGCAGACCAGGUGCUAUCCUCAUUUCAGAAAAGUCACUUAAUUAGUAACAGAAUCAAGACUAAAGCAAUGUCAUUCUGCCUUCAUAGUUCCAGCCUUCCCUCUUCCCUCCCAUGCUCAUAUUCUCUGUGAAACUUUAGUUAUAUGUAGCAAAGUUACAAUUUUGACGUAUGUUAUUACUUUUGUGGGCAAAGAAAAUGUAAUUUAUUUUUGUAUAUGACUGAUCUGGUUCCUUUCAUGAGCAUUUACUUAUUGAUUAUUAGGAAAGAAUCUAAAUGUCCGAUUGGUUUUAAAGUUUAGCUCAAUCUAGAAUUGAUUUCUUUGGCUAGUGUUUAAUUUCUCUUAUAUACAAAUAUUUAGGUUAUCGGGUAUCUUCUUGGAUUCUUUCCUUGAGAUGGUGCCCUGGCUAUGUGGAUGGCUCACGGAAUCAGUUAUGGGGACUUGUCAAGGUCCCUUUGCCUUCCCUUGGCUCUGGGGGGUGAUGUUCCUGGUAUAACGAGUGCUCCCUGCCCUAUGGCUUUCUUGGUUCUAACCUUUGGCUUAUAUACCUUGUGAACAGGUAUCUCCUGGUUUUGUCAGGACUCAGUAGAGCUCCCUGGCUCACUCAAUUGCGCUGAGUUCCUGCUGUGACUUCCCUUCAGCCCUGACUGGAGUGGUUUGCACCACAGCCCUCCCUCCCUGCAAAGCCUCCUUGCCCUGCUAUAGCAAUUGAGUAGGGCAAGCAUCCUGCAAGACUUUCCUAUUUCUAGGUCUCAUGUGUAUCCUAAGGCAGUGCCCUCAAACUUUGUUGUCUCAGGACUCCAUUUUACUCUUAAGAAAUGAUCCCGAACAGCUUUCCUUUAUGUAUUUUUGGAGUUAAUGGAGUCAGAAGGACCUCCAGAGUCAGAGAGUUCAGAAUUUGUCUCACAGCAAGAAGAGGAAGAUGAAGAAGAAGCAGCCCAAGAACCAGAGGAAACAGGCCCCAAGAACCCCCUUUUACAACCUGCUCUCACAGGGGAUGUAGAGGGUUUGCAGAAGAUUUUUGAGGAUCCCGAGAAUCCUCAUCAUAAACAGGCCAUGCAGCUUCUCUUAGAAGAAGACAUUGUUGGGAGAAAUUUGUUGUAUGCAGCUUGCAUGGCUGGGCAAAGUGACGUGAUUAGAGCUUUGGCAAAAUACGGAGUGAAUCUGAAUGAAAAAACCACCAGAGGGUACACACUCUUACAUUGUGCUGCAGCCUGGGGUCGUUUGGAAACUUUGAAAGCACUGGUAGAACUGGAUGUUGAUAUAGAAGCUUUGAACUUCCGGGAAGAAAGGGCUCGAGAUGUUGCUGCUAGAUAUUCUCAGACUGAGUGUGUUGAAUUCCUGGACUGGGCAGAUGCAAGGCUGACUCUGAAAAAAUAUAUUGCAAAAGUCUCUUUAGCUGUUACUGACACUGAAAAGGGAUCAGGGAAACUCCUUAAGGAAGACAAGAAUACCAUCCUCAGUGCAUGCCGUGCAAAGAAUGAGUGGUUGGAAACCCAUACAGAAGCUUCCAUUAAUGAGCUUUUUGAGCAGAGACAACAACUGGAAGAUAUUGUGACUCCUAUCUUUGCAAAAAUGACUACACCACGUCAAGUGAAAAGUGCCAAAUCUAUAACAAGCCAUGACCAGAAGAGAAGUCAAGAUGAUACCUCCCACUGAACAUAUGCUCUGUAAAAGGCCACAUUUUCUUCUAGUAUCUGAAAGGCAAACCUAUUCAUGCCAUUUGAAAUCGAGAAAACAGAUGUGGGUUUCUUUAAGUAUUUAAGUACAACAUUACAUCACCCUUGUUUUGUUUGACCUGUUCAGCAUGCUUAUGUCCGGACUCUGGCCUCGCCUCUGCUCCUCCAAGCACAGCCCCAUGUGAGUUUCACGUGCUCCUUCAGGAAAGCACUUGGGUAUAAAUCAUUCAUGAAGACCAUACGGAGGCUUUAAGAACUACUCAGAGAAUCUAAUAAUUUUCUGUGUAAUUGAGGCAUUCCAUAUAAAAGGACAUAUUUGGCUAUUUCCAGAGAAAAAAUUUGUUCUCCCUGUCUAAAAAGGAAAUCUUAUGGAAUGACACUUGGAGCAAGGAUAUAUUAAGACCAGCUUGGAUUAGGAGCCUCUGGGUACAACUAUCACUUUUUAUGUCCAAAAUUAAAAUUCACCUGUGAGGUGGGGUGUACCUCUGAGUAAAACCCCUCUUUAUCUUUGACCUCCUUCUAUCUGUAAAUUAAUAAACACAAAUCUGUAUAGUUUUAUACUUAGAAGAGUUCUCCUAUUCUAUAAGGCUGGCAAUACAGAUAUUGUAACUGGACUGAAGGCCAUUUCCCCUCCCAUUCUGUUUUAUAUUUCCUAGGUUUUAAGUAGGAUAGUUGGUUUCAUAUUGGUGGUUUGGAAAGCCUUUUUUCUAAUUUAUUUAAUCAGGCACCUCAACCUUCUCUUACAUUGUGACUUUAUGGAAAAGUUUUAUAGAAAAGAAAAUGGUUUUUAAAAAGCACUUAUUGUUUGUUCUUAUGACUUUCUCUUCUUUGUCCUGUUCUGAAAGCUAGUUUUCCGUUAUGGGGAGAAGGAAAAGGAAUGGGUAAUUCAGUAAUACUUUGUCAGUUGACAUUUAUUUAACCAUGGUUUUGAGGUAACCCUGUUUUAAAUGUCUCCCAAAGUUUUUAGUUUUUUAUCCUUUUAAUGUAUGAGCAAUUCAGUUUCAAUUUUUUAAAGCAAAAGAACACUGCAGUAACUUUCACCCACCUUUUUGGCUGACCCAGUGGGUGUUUAUGGAGCAGUACAAAGAAGACCUGUGUUUUCUCCUUUUUCUUUUUUCCUUCCUUCUCCCUUCUCUCUUCCCUUCCCCUUCUCCUUCCAUUCCCUUCCCCUCCCUUCCCCUCCCUUCCCCUCCCUUCCCCUCCCUUCGUCUCCCUUCCCCUCCCUUCCUCUCCCUUCCCCUCCCUUCCUCUCCCUUCCCCUCCCUUCCUCUCCCUUCCCCUCCCUUCCUCUCCCUUCCCCUCCCUUCCUCUCCCUUCCCCUCCCUUCUCUCCCUUCCCCUCCCUUCCCCUCCCUUCCCCCCCUUCCCCUCCCUUCCCCUCCCUUCCCCUCCCUUCCCCUCCCUUCCCCUCCCUUCCCCUCCCUUCCCCUCCCCCUCCUCUUCUCUCUCCUCCUCCUCUUCCCUCUCCUCCUCCUCCUUCUUCCUCUCUUAUCUCUCUCUCUCUCUUUUCACCCCCGCAACCCAACCCCUUCUUGACAGGGUCUCCCUCUCCUGCCCAGGCUGGAAUGCAGUGGAGUUAUCAUGAUCAUAGCUCACUGUAACCUGUAACUCCUGCACUCAAGUGAUCCUCCCACCAUGCUUGGGUAAUUGAAAAAUAAACAUUUGCAGGCUGGGUGCUGGCUCACACCUGUAAUCCAAGCACUUUGGGAGGCUGAGGCAGGUGGAUCACCUGAGGUCAGCGGUUUGAGACAAGCCUGGCCAACAUGGUGAAACCCUGUCUCUACUAAAAAUACAAAAAUUUAGCUGUAUAUGGUGGCAUGCGCCUGUAAUCCCAGUGACUUGGGAGGCUGAGGCAGGAGAAUCACCUGAGCUCGGGAGGUGGAGGUUGCAGUGAGCCAAGAUCGCACUACUGCAUUCCAGCCUGGGUGACAGAGCGAGACUCCAUCUCAAAAAAUAAUAAUAAAAACAAAUAAACAUUUGCAGAGAUAGGGUCUUGCUACGUUUCCCAGGCUGGUCUUUGAGUUCCUGGCCUCAAGCAUUCCUCCUGACUUGGCUUCCCAAAGUCCUGGGAUUACAGCUGUGAACCACUAUGCCUAGCCCAUUUUCUUAAUACAGUAUAUUGUGCAAAGACCAGUGUCCUUAAGGACUGCAAUAAUUUAGGAAAAGUCCGGGUACCAUUUUUGUCCUUUCUACUCUAACUCUACAUUUUCUGAGCUUGGAUUUUGAAUACAACAUUACUUUCCAGGAGUGUGUUCCAGAUUAGGGAGGGAUUCCUGGAUUCUUACUUCAAAGAUUUCUAAAUUAGACCAAGGCAUUUCUGGAGACCCCUUAGUAUAAAAUAAACCUAUUUUCCCUCUUUAUUAAUCUUUCAAUCCUUAUCCUCAAACUUUUUAUAGCUUUUGAUACAUUUGCUGAUGCUAUUUUUAAACUCCUUGUGUUGGCACUUUUAUGCCAAUUAUGAUUCCUCUACUCUCUUAAAACUGCUUUUCUAACUCCUUCACCAGUUCCUCUUCUUCCUCUUGCCCCUACUUGUGGGAAUUUCUCAAAAUUCAGUCCUAACCUUUGGUAAAGCAAUCUGUAAUUCUCUAUUCCAUGACCUUCCCUGUCGCCAGUAUUAUGAAGAAUGAGUCUUUCCCUCUUUAGGGCACCCAUAGUGCUAAUAACCUCAUACUGUAUUCUACUUAAUUGUUCACAGGUUUGUCUUUCUGUGUGAAUUGUAAGCUUUUUGAGGGUAGGGAUUUUGUUUUGUUCUUUUUUUAUACCUAAAAAGUCCAUAAAACAGUAAGUUAGUAAAUAACUGAAUGAAUUAUCUUUUAGUAAUACCUUAUACAUAGAACUCAUUACCUCUUCAUUAAUUUAUAGAGCUUGUGCACCUUUAUAAAAAUGACUCCCAACACUUAUCUCCAUAUCUUGCCCCAUUUUAACUCCUACUCCUCUAGCAGAUAAGCCACACAUACAUCCAACAUUGUAACUCUAUGCCUAAUUUCUCCUCUGACCUUCUAUUUUCUAAGCCUUCACCUUGAAUGUCACUUUCUGGCAUGUGAACCAAGUGAUUACCAACAGAUUCCUGGAUCUCAUGUCAAAGAUUCCUUUGAUGUGAGAAUCUGAAUAUUCAUUUAUAUCUAUAGAUUUACAAUUUUAGUCCAUUUUGAGAGUUAUAGUAUCUCUUGUUACAUAUUGUUACAUUGAAUUAUAGAUAUAUUCAUAGGCAACUUUAAAUACCCUUAGGCUUUGAGUUUGAGCUGUUAUGUAGGUAGCUGCAUGGCUUUUUCUGAACAUCCACAAAGUAAUUACUAUUCAAAGUGCAUACUAAUAAAUCAAUGAAGCCUCCACAUUAUUUGGGAAGUAGUCAAUCAAAGGCUAAAUUCAAUGUUAUGAUAACUUUUAGGCAGUAGUUCUUUAGACUUCUGUAUUUAAUUGAACAGAAAAAAUGUAAAAAAAUAAGGGGAGGAGAUUGAUAAACAUCAUUAAUAAAACAACUACUAUCUACUAUCACUAUCAUUUAACAAAAGACAUUUUAACACCAGAAAAGGGAAGAGAUCUCAGUGUAGGGCUCUACCCUUUAAGUUAAAUAAAUUAAGCUUUAUUAUAGAUCUUUAUGUUGUAUUUAUUUUUCUUAUUUUGUCAUAUAUGAUGGAACUUUUGUCAUGAAUCAGAACUGGCCUGUGGUCCAGCCUUUGAGAACUACUGCUCUGGACUAAGUAGAUUGCUAUUUAGAUUAACAUGAUGCCCGCAGAUUGUAAAGGACUGACACUUGCCCCCAUGUUCAAUCUAAUAUGUGGUAGAUUGUAUUUUCCAGGAUGGCCACAUCUCCCUUCCCACAUGCUCUUCUUACAAUAUGGUCAUGACAUUCCUCGCGUAGAGAGAUGUGUCUGUUCUUUCCUCUUGAAUCUGGGCAGGCUCGUCACUACAGUGGAAGUGAUUCUGUGUGAUUUCUGAGGCUAGAUCAUAAAAGGUGAUGAGGCCUCUGCCUAACUAGGGGAAAUGCUUUCUCUUGAGAUGCUCACUCUUGACCAGGCUAUAGAGAGAUCCACAGGGAGGAACUGAGGCCCCAGCCCACAGCCUUGGUUGAGCUCCAGCCUGCAGUCAUCCCCAACUUGCCAGCCAUAUGAGUGAGCCAUCUUAGAAGUAGAUCCUCCAGUCAAGCCAGCCCAGCUGAUGCUGUGUGGAGUGGAGACAAGCCUUCUGUGCUGAGCCAUGCAAAAAAUUGCAGAUUUGUGAACGAAAUAAAUGAUUGUUAUUGUUU
Molecule: messenger RNA, 6742 nt
Organism: Pongo pygmaeus (Bornean orangutan)
Lineage: Eukaryota; Metazoa; Chordata; Mammalia; Primates; Hominidae
Gene: ANKRD45
Product: ankyrin repeat domain 45
Exons: 6
Coding region: 1677-2477 (266 amino acids)
Molecular function (GO): protein binding
Source: RefSeq, a predicted model, not a curated record